Molecule: messenger RNA, 1168 nt
Organism: Bicyclus anynana (squinting bush brown)
Lineage: Eukaryota; Metazoa; Arthropoda; Insecta; Lepidoptera; Nymphalidae
Gene: Mettl4
Product: DNA N6-methyl methyltransferase
Exons: 5
Coding region: 85-1122 (345 amino acids)
Cellular component (GO): nucleus; RNA N6-methyladenosine methyltransferase complex
Molecular function (GO): methyltransferase activity; nucleic acid binding
Source: RefSeq, a predicted model, not a curated record
AAUUUUGAAAUUGUUUAGAGUUUAGACUUUAUUUUUAUUUAUUUUUGCUAAAAAAAAUGCGUAUAAAACAUUUUAAGUGCUAAAAUGAGUAUUACUUUCAGCUAUAAAAAUCUACGAUUAAUAGACCAUUGUGACUUUAUAGCAAAUGCUUUUAAAAAUGAAAAUAGUGAACGUUUACUUUUUACUAUUAACAAAAACUUAUUUUGUAUAAAAAGUAUUAGCAAACAUGCGUUAGUUAAUAAAAAGAGAACACGCGAAUGUGAUCAAGUUUUACAAGAAACAGCUAAAAUAAAGAAUAUGUACAAUGAACUAUUAACACAACUACCAUCAGAUGUUAUAUUAGAUGUAAGAGAAAAAUAUGAUUUACUGGAGACAUCAGAAGUGAGGGAUUUAGCCCAGAAAUACUUUGAAUCAACAGUAUUUGAUCACCAUGGGUUGAGUGGUGGCAAUAAUUCUGAUGCAGCACUGAAAUGUAAGGUCAAGGAUGAAUAUUAUCUGAUUCCUCAGAAUUCCAGAUUCUUCUGUGGUUGUGUGAAAGAGCAAUGUGCUAAAUUGAAUGGCACUAAAUAUGAUAUAUUGAUAGCUGACCCUCCUUGGUGGAAUAAAUAUAUCAGAAGAUUGAAAGGUGCCAAUGAUAAAUUGAGUUAUUCCAUGAUGUACAAUGAAGACAUAGCAUCAGUACCAGUAAAAGAACUGCUAUCAGAAAACUGUCUGGUAGCUGUAUGGUGUACAAAUGCACCAAGUAACAUUAAUGCAAUAAAAGAUCUCAUAUUUCCCAAAUGGGGUGUAGAAUAUGUGACAACUUGGUAUUGGUUAAAGCUGACCAUAGAUUUUAAACCACUAUGUGAGUUUAGCAGUGGGUGUAAGAAGCAGCCAUUCGAGAGAGUUCUUAUAGGAAAAGUUGGCAAUGUGCGUGUGCCCAGUGACUUAUUGGUUGCUAGUAUUCCCAGUGCAUUGCAUUCACAUAAACCUCCAUUAUUGGAUCUCCUUACACCCUGCAUCGACAUAGAGAAGCCAAAGAUAUUGGAGCUGUUUGCGCGGUACCUCCUCCCCAACACAACCAGUGUGGGCUACGAACCUUUAAAAUGGCAACAUUUGUCACUGUACGAGGAAAUAAGCUGAUAAUUAAGUACACUUAUUUUAUUUAAUAAAUGGCUAUUUUAUUACA